Messenger RNA from Hermetia illucens (black soldier fly), 1667 nucleotides. Its product is annotated as adenylate kinase 9-like. The coding region runs from base 18 to 1187 and encodes 389 amino acids. The record is from RefSeq and is a predicted model, not a curated record. Lineage: Eukaryota; Metazoa; Arthropoda; Insecta; Diptera; Stratiomyidae. The transcript has 2 exons.
UGAAGCAGCGACCGCAAAUGUGUGUUGACCUUCUGAAAGAACUUCAUGACCUUUACAUCAUAUUUAAAAGGUAUUCAAAACGCUUGCAAAGUUUCAGAACAAAUACCAAUGACAUACGUCUGUUCAAUGUCUCCAUAUUGAGCAAAACAGGAUCAAAGUGGGAGCAAUGGGAUGAAGCCCGUGCAGAAAUUUUUCUAUGCCUUCGACAAAUUGGUGGCUACUUUAAAAAUAUGACUGUUGGAAAAUGCUUCAGUUUAUCACAUAUCAAUUUAUUCUGGGAUGAAUUUCGGAAGCGACUGAGUAGUCUCAAGCUUUUUUGUCCAGUAUGCCUUCGCCAGGAACAGAAACUGAUUCAGUAUCAAUAUGACUAUAUCCCGGUUGGACUAGAUUUCUACGAUCGAAAAUGUCAACAAAUUUUCAACGAACCCUUUGGUUACAAUUCAGAAGGAAUCUAUGAACGUUUCAACUUUCCGAGAUGGUACAUGUGGAAUACAGAAAAGAAACCUCUUCUGUCCAAGAACAUGUUCCGAGAAAAUUUAGUACAACAUCGGCAGUACUUUUAUUGGUCAUGCGAUCAACACCGCUUCGAUUUGAUUAUGAAUAGUAAAAGGUAUUUGCCACCAGAUCCCAACUAUUUGCCGCUUUAUGUUCCGUUUCUGGUGACGAAUUAUUUCUCUAUCCAUGUCGAAUAUCAGGGACGAUGCGUUGUCACAUUCGAUUCAAACCGGACGAUUGUUUCUGGGAGUCAUGAGUAUGCAGUUUACUACCGCGGAAAGGUGUACCUUUGUGCGUCAGCUGAAUGUGCCCUGGAGUUUUUAAAAAAUCCUGAACAUUAUUUCAACUAUGUCGACUUUGUACUGGAGGAACCCCAUCCAGACUGGGAUUUGAAAGAUAUGGAAAUUGACUAUGGCAAUUUAACAGCUGAAGUCAUAGUACAAGCGUUAACAGCAUUAGCCGAAGAACGACCGAAACACUUUGCGUUGAGCAUUGCGGAUUCGGCCGCAAUAUAUAUAGGAUUAUUUUUGAAAAUGACAAAUCCCAACAACAGCAGUGAUAUAACGAGGCUCUACCAGAGGGUUUUAUCUAAAUAUUUGUUCGAAUGUUCCUUGUUGAAAUCACGGCUGACAAAAUGCUUAAGAGAGGGUAAUCCUUAUAUUCAAUUCGAAGACUCACCUGUGGAGGCUUAGUGGUUUUAUUUAGUUUGUGUCAUUGAACAUUUUGUAAUUCUUCUAUUAUAUAUCAUGAUAUCCUGUACUAUUAUCCUACAAUAAAAUAAAUUUUAUCAACAAAGGAUUAUUCAUUUGGUCAUUGUGCAGUUCAUCUCUUGUUUGCAGAUACGUGUAAAGCAGGAACUCACAUUAUCCCCUUUUUUCAUUACCGCCGAUCAGGCUAUGGCUCAGUUCUAUUAUCCUUAUAAGCAGGUACCAGGUUUGAUAAAAAUAUGGUCAUCCUUUUUGCUGGCGAUGCGACUGGAUAGAUGGACACUUACUAAUAUUCAUGUACUAAUGCCCUCUUAAGAUCGCGUGUAUUUACGGUCGUUGACCCGUCUCUGGUUUGCGGAUAGAAGUUGUUCCAGAAUACGAAAAACCAUUUAGAAGAGACGGUUUAAGCCUGGUUGUUGAAGGAGGGAUGAUAGCUUCUGUUUAAAUCGCUGUAUGCCACUGCAG